ACGGUGCUGACGGACCAGGGAGGGCGGCGGUGGAGGCUGGUGCGGCUGCUGGAACAGGGCAGCUGCGGGCUGGUGUACGAAGCGCAGUCAGCAUCUGGAACCUGUCCUCAAAAGCAAAGCUACUCCCUCAAACUUGAUGCCAGAGAUGGAAGGAUCUACAAUGAACAGAAUUUCUUCCAGCGAGCUGCAAAAGCAGGCACAGUGGAGAAGUGGAAGAAGUGGCAUUCUGUGCCACUGCUGGGCAUCCCCAACUGCGUUGGUUUUGGAUUGCAUGCAGACAGCUACAGGUUUUUGGUGUUCUCUGACUUGGGGCGAUCUCUUCAGUCAGUCCUGAGUGAUGGCCUGCACCUGCUGAGGGAGAAGGCAGCUUUUCAGAUUGCAGUUCGUGUGCUAGACUGCCUGGAGUACGUUCAUGAGAAUGAGUAUGUGCAUGGGGACAUCACUGCUGAGAACAUCUAUUUGAACCCAGCAGACCUCACACAGGUGACCCUCGCUGGCUAUGGCUUCGCAUUCCGGUACUGCCCUGGAGGGAAGCACGUCGCUCAGCGUGAGGGCAGCAGGACCCCUCAUGAGGGCAAUAUGGAGUUCAUCAGCCUGGACUGCCACAAGGGCACAGGACCAUCUCGACGGAGUGACUUGGAAUCUCUGGGCUACUGUCUUCUGAAAUGGCUCUGUGGCAUUUUGCCUUGGUCUGAUGAGCUGGACAAAGUAAAAGCUGUGGUAGAACAGAAAGAAAGGUACAGAAAGAAUGUGAGAUGCCUUCUCCAGCUGUGCUUCAGGCAGAGAUCCAUUCCAGCUGCCCUGGAGAGCUACCUGGAGCAGGUGAUGGCACUGGAGUACGAGGAGAAGCCUGACUAUGCAGCCCUGCGGCAGCUCUUUGGGAAGCCCCUGGAAAAGAUGAAAGCUUCAGCUUAUGACUCCGUGGAUGUCCGAGUGGUGCCCUGAGAUCAAGGAUGAGUUCAGAGCUUUCUGCAGUGAGGCCUUUGCCAGAUGUAUUUUCACUUUUACCAGUUUUAGAAUGAGAGAGGUUUUUAUAAAGAUUUUUCCUAUGUUAAUGUGACCCAGUGCUGAAGUCUGAGCUGCUGCUGUACCAAGUUAAUGUGAAGACAUUCCUGCAUGGCAGAUCAGGGGAAGCAGUAGCUGGAGAACUGCAGUGGAGCCACCGUGAGCCAGGAAACUAAAUCAGGGAUUUUAUUUUCUCUUUUGAAAAAGAGUGGCAGUAUAUGGUUUUGUAAUAAACUUUGUGGACAAGUA
Sturnus vulgaris (Common starling) is the source of this 1254-nucleotide messenger RNA. It is a transcript of the gene VRK3, whose product is annotated as VRK serine/threonine kinase 3. Gene Ontology annotation, biological process: protein phosphorylation. Gene Ontology annotation, molecular function: protein kinase activity; ATP binding. The record is from RefSeq and is a predicted model, not a curated record. Lineage: Eukaryota; Metazoa; Chordata; Aves; Passeriformes; Sturnidae.